Molecule: messenger RNA, 609 nt
Organism: Emys orbicularis (European pond turtle)
Lineage: Eukaryota; Metazoa; Chordata; Testudines; Emydidae
Gene: CTF1
Product: cardiotrophin 1
Exons: 3
Coding region: 1-609 (202 amino acids)
Biological process (GO): immune response; cell surface receptor signaling pathway; positive regulation of tyrosine phosphorylation of STAT protein
Cellular component (GO): extracellular region
Molecular function (GO): cytokine activity
Source: RefSeq, a predicted model, not a curated record
AUGGAAGUGCUGACAGUGGAUCGCGCCAACCUGCUCUCUUCCGCCUCCUCUACCUCGUCCCUCUCCCAGCAAGAAGUAGCCACCAAGAUCAAGCAAACACACCGCCUGACAGUGCUGCUGAAGCACUGCUCUGAACAGCUGCUGGCAGAAUAUGUGCGUCACCAAGGGGAGCCAUUCAGCAGUCCAGAUUUCCAGCCCCCUGCCAUGGCAGUCCCCGGGCUGCCCUCGCCCUCUAUCCCCCCCGAGGCCUGGCUGGCGCUCAGCGACGGGAAGCGGCUCUGGCACCUCACCGCGGCCUACGCCACCCUGCCCGGACUCCUGGGUUCCGUGCGGCGGCAGCAGGCCGAGCUCAACCCUUUGGCUUCGGAGCUGCAUCGGCAGCUGGAGGCUGCGGCCCGGCAGUGCCUGGGGCUGGCCGGGAACCUGGAGGGGAUCAUGGGCGCCUUGGGGCUGCCAGGCCCCUCGCCUCCUUCCCCCAGCCUGGGCGGCCCCCCCACCAGCGCCUUCCUGGCUAAGCUGAGCGGGUACCACGUGUGCCGGCUGCAUCGGGACUGGGCCACGCGGAGCCACGAGGCGCUCGGGCUUCUCCGCACCAAGUACCCGCUGUGA